UUUAAAACAACAACAUUCUAAAUUUUUAGAAAAUAUAAAUAAAGUUGAACUACUACAUAAAAACACUAUCAAAAAGGAUCAACGAAAAAAAAAAAUAAAUUUUGAAAAUUUUUAUUUUUUGAAAAAUUUCAAAAAGAAAAGAUUUGAAAAAAUCACGCAAAAAUCUAAAAUUAAGGAAACAAAUAAUAAACAAAAAUUAUUUUAAAUUUACAAAAACAGUAUUUUGUUAAAGAAAACAUCUGGCAAUUCACAACAAACCAAAAACUAGUCAAUCAUCAUGAUUUUCAACAAAUAUUUAUUGAAAAUUUCCAAUGCUGUACAGCAUAAAACCAAUAAGGAAAAUCUUAAAACCAGCAGCAGUUCAACCAAAGGCCCACAGAAUUCUUCCUGCUCCAACUCCAUAGACAUACCCAUUUCAAAUAAUAACAAUAACAACAAUGCAGCUGCACGUAAUUUAGAAUACGAAAGAGCCAUAGCAGCCUCCUAUCAUAAUCAACAUAAUCAUCAUCAUCAUCAUCCGCAUAGUCAGCAGCAGCAACAACACCAUCACACCUCUUCACACAGCCACCUAAUACCCAAGAAAAAGAAACCCAAAAUAAAUGUACACAAUACCAACAAUACAAAAACUUGCCUCACCACCGACGAACUGGCCAUUAUCAUUAAAGGAGGCUCUAAUAAUAAUAAAACCAAACGACAUACCUUAAAAGAGACCAGCACCCACAAUACAUUGUAUUCGGCUACACCACCACCUUUGAGAGAAACUAAAAGUGCUCUUACUUUGAAUCUAUCCACCUCACCCUCUUCGGGGGUUUAUUCCAAUGGUGGCUCUUCAUCGUUUGCCUCUACGCCUACAUCACUGCAGGCACCGUCCUCUUCACGCUCCUGCUCGUCCACGGAGUCUUUGAAUUCAUCGGAAAAUGGUGCCACACCCUAUUCAUCGAAUGUCUCAACACCCACUUCAUUGCCGUUCAGUGGCGGUAAUCCGGUUUGGCCGUUGUCGGGCGCCUCGCUGCAAAUCUCCUAUGAAUUGGCCGUAUUGCGCAUUAGAAUGUGGAUCUAUCCAUGGUUUCAUGGCAAUCUUUCUGGUAAAGAAGGUGAAAAAUUGUUAUUGGAGCGUGGUAAGAAUGGUUCAUUUCUGGUACGUGAAUCUCAAUCAAAGCCAGGUGAUUUUGUUUUGUCCGUACGUACCGAUGAUAAAGUAACUCAUGUCAUGAUACGUUGGCAGGAUAAUAAAUAUGAUGUUGGCGGUGGUGAACCUUUUAACACUUUGUCCGAAUUAAUUGAACACUACAAACGCAAUCCCAUGGUGGAGACAUGCGGUACAGUGGUGCAUUUGCGGCAACCUUUCAAUGCCACACGCAUUACAGCGGCUGGCAUUAAUGCCAGAGUGGAGCAAUUGGUUAAGGGCGGUUUCUGGGAAGAAUUUGAAGCUUUACAACAAGACAGUCGUGAUAUAUUCUCUCGCAAUGAGGGCUACAAAAUGGAAAAUCGUAAUAAAAAUCGUUAUAGAAAUAUUUUACCCUACGAUCACACCCGUGUUAAACUCAACGAUGUUGAUCACACUUUAGCCGGCGCUGAGUACAUCAACGCCAACUAUAUACGCUUACCCACCGAUGGUGAACAAAACAAUAUGAAUGCCUCUCAAGAGAGUCUUAAUGCCAUGGUAUCCUCGUGUCCUGCCUGUACAGCGGCUCAAAUGCAAAAGAAUUGUCCCAACUGUCAAAUACUUAACAAGACCUGUGUACAGUGUGCCGUGAAAACGGCCACACUACCCUACAGCAAUUGCAGCACCUGCAACAAAAAAGCCGACAACCUAAACAAACAACAGCAGCAACAGCAUAAACGCAGUGAAUCCUUAACCAAUUCAGCCUUAAUGGGCACCAGCAAUGGCUGUUUAAGUCAACAACAGCAGCAGCAGCAACCACCACCACGUCCCGCAGCCCCUAACAAUGGUGCUGGUGGCGGUGGCGGAACAGCCGCUUCUCGUCCUCUUAAUAAAAAGAACAGCAAUGAUUUAACCGAAAGGGAAAUGUUUAAAACCUACAUAGCCACCCAGGGCUGUUUGGCCAAUACUGUCACCGAUUUCUGGAAUAUGAUUUGGCAAGAGAAUACCCGUGUCAUUGUGAUGACCACCAAAGAGUUUGAGCGUGGCAAGAACAAGUGUGCCAAAUAUUGGCCGGACGAGGGACAGUGCAAACAAUUUGGACCCGCCAAAAUUCAAUGUAUCUCAGAGAAUUCCACAAACGAUUACACUCUAAGGGAAUUUCUAUUUUCGUGGCGUGACCAGCCCGAAAGACGUAUCUACCACUAUCAUUUUCAAGUAUGGCCCGAUCAUGGUGUGCCAGCCGAUCCCGGCUGUGUUUUAAAUUUUCUGCAAGAUGUCAAUACCAAACAAGGGCAAUUGACACAGGCGGGAGAGAAACCGGGUCCAAUUUGUGUGCAUUGUUCAGCUGGCAUUGGCCGUACGGGUACCUUUAUUGUGAUUGAUAUGAUUUUAGAUCAAAUCGAUAGACAUGGUUUAGAUACUGAAAUUGAUAUACAACGCACAAUCCAAAUGGUACGUUCCCAACGUUCUGGCUUAGUACAAACGGAAGCACAAUAUAAAUUUGUUUAUUACGCUGUCCAACAUUAUAUACAAACCCUGAUACAGCGUAAACGGGCCGAAGAGCAAAGUUUACAAGUGGGACGUGAAUACACAAAUAUAAAAUAUACAGGCGAAAUUGGUAAUGAUACACAAAGAUCUCCUUUACCACCUAAUAUAAGUUUAGCUAGUAAACAACAACAGCAACAGCAGGGUAACACCCAAACGGUUACAAAUUGCAGCAGCAGCAGUAGUAAUAGCAUUAAUAAUUGUAAUGACAACAUCCUGCAUCAGCAAUCAACGAAACUAGUUUUUAAUAAAAUGCCAUUGCCCUCACCAACAACACCAAGUAGUCGGCAAAAGCUAAAACAACAUGCCGCCACCAUAACAUCAAUACAACAGCAACAGCAACAGCAACAACAACAGCAGCAGCAGCAACAAUUAUACAGCAACGAUAUAUUUCAAAAUAGCAGCAGCAACACCACAACAACGCCAAAACACAACGAACAACAAAUGAGCAACAACCCCUCCCAACAGCAGCAGCCACAACAACAACAGCAACAACCACAGACAGGUAAGCAGGUCACCUCCUCCUCCUCCCGGCCCGGUUUGUUCAAAUUGUUUACUCCCGUCAUUUUUCAGCCUACGAAAACAUUCCCAAAGACAUGAUGAGGCAUCAUUAUGCGCCGCCUCCUCCUACACCGCCACGUAAAACAUGACAAUUAAAAUUUUAAUAUGAUUUUUCUUUACUGUUUGUUGUUGUGCUAAUUUGCAAAACUCUAAAAAACAUUUUGUUGAACAAAAAAAAACAAAAAAACACCCCCGCCCCCGCCUAAUUUUCAAAACAAAAAAGAAUCCUUAAUUUUAUGUUUUAAUUUGUUUUCCAAGUAAAUGUUUUUCUUGUUCUUCUUCUUCUUCUUUAUUGUUGUUGUAUGAAGUGAAAGAUAGAGAGAGAGAAGUUUUAAAAAGUUCUCUUUCUUGCGGUUUUUAUAUAUAUUGAAAGAAAUAUAUCUAAAAACUUAAUUGUUUCUUUAUUUUUUAAUUAAUUAUUAUGAAAAAAAACAACUAAAUUUAUAAUAUUAAAUAUUAUUAUUAAAAACCUUAUUAUUAUUAUCAUUUGUAGCCUUGUAUUGUUUAUCUUUAAAGAAAAAAGUAAAAAUAACUAAACAAAAAUCAAAAAAAUUUUAAAAAUCAAAUUAUUUGUAACAUUUUUUUUCACUAAUUUUGUUUAACUGUGUAACCAAAAGUAGCCAGUAGUUUGAAAUUUAAAAUAUUUGCUCUAAAAACAGAGACUAUUUUUUAAAAUUAUUUUUAUUUGUAUGUUUAUUUUUAAUAAUUAUCAUUAUGUUUCUUAAUAUUAUUGUAAUUUUGCAAAUAUUUUGUUUUUAAUUGUGAUAUUUGAAAAUAUGUUUUGAAAGAAAAAAAAAUUCUAAAAAUUUUCUUUUGUUAAUUCAAAAUGAGUAAAAAAUAACCUCGAAUUUGUUGUAAUUUUGUGUAGAAUUUGUUUUAUAUUUUAGUUUUCUCUCUCUAAAACCAAGCCCCCCCCCCCUUUAAACGCCUCAUAACCUUUAAUUUUUGCUUUUGUAUUUUAGUUUAAAAUCUAGAGAAAGAGAAAAUUUAUUAUUUACAAUAUAAAGAGCCCUAAAUCAUAAAAAUUAUUUUUGUAUAAUCUUUUAAUAUUAAAAAGAAAUUAUUCAUUUAUCUUUGUUUUAUUAUAUAUAUGUAUUUAUGCUUAAAAUUACUUUUUUUAUUAUUAUUAUUAUUGUUUAAAAUUAAAUGUAACCCUCCUCCCUUUAUAAUCAUGUUUUUUCUUGUCUUAUUUUUUUUAAAUUUUUUAUUAAAAAUUGACAAUAAUUUUUAAGAGAGAUAGAGAGAAAAAAAAAUUAAUAAUAAAUAAAAAUAUUUUUUAAAAAUUUAAUCAUA
Molecule: messenger RNA, 4504 nt
Organism: Calliphora vicina (urban bluebottle blowfly)
Lineage: Eukaryota; Metazoa; Arthropoda; Insecta; Diptera; Calliphoridae
Gene: csw
Product: corkscrew
Exons: 8
Coding region: 278-3250 (990 amino acids)
Biological process (GO): peptidyl-tyrosine dephosphorylation; intracellular signal transduction; mitotic cell cycle
Cellular component (GO): cytoplasm
Molecular function (GO): non-membrane spanning protein tyrosine phosphatase activity; phosphotyrosine residue binding
Source: RefSeq, a predicted model, not a curated record